AGGCCCCCUCCCUCCCCUUUUCUUUCCAUUGCCUGUGAAUCUUAAAAAAAAAAAGGAGAGAAUGGUUGCCAAAACCCCACCAAAGCUGAGGAGAAUGGCAGCAGCUCCUCUCAAUCCGAAUCUCCUGAGAGAGACGGUGAAGAAGGUCGAUCAAUGCAUGGCUCGAUUGCAGGAACUCCAGUAUACGGUUUCGGGAGGAACGAAAAUGAUAUCUGGUGUGAAUCUCAGUCCUCGUAGUACAAGAGUAUAUCUAAAAACUAGCCUCAGAUGCAAACAGGAAUCGCUUAGGAUCAAGAAUGGUGCCGCUCGGAAGUCUCCAGUUGGAAAGUUUCAAGGAAGCACAACCGGGGAAUGGCGUCGGAUGUCACUGCCGGCGAUGCUAGUCGGAGAGACAGUUGGGGAGAUUCUGCAAGCUAGCAGAUUUGCAAAGGGAAUAGUCGAUGCUGUUGCUGCCAAUACCAAGAAAAUUCCUUCUGAUGAUCCAAAAACACCACUGACCCAAAGAAGAAUCCAAACUCCUUGUCCUGAAAACACAGAGCUUCGGACUCGGAGAAAGAAGGAAAAGCAAGUUGCUUUCCAGUUGAUUAGAUCAGAAACUAAUGGCCAGAGCAUUCGUCGGGCUCGAUCACGGAUUGAUUUUAAGGUUUCACCUCCAAGUAAAAGAGGAUUUGGAAAAGAGAAUUGGCAUCUUGCUCACCGGGUAUCUCCCAAGAAUAAGCCUUGGGCUAAAAAAACUGUUCUUUUUCCAAACCCUUUAUUCCUCAAUUCUCCUUCCUCUCAACAACACAAAUUCUGCAAGACAAGAUCUCCGGUGAUAUCUAGAGCUCGACAAACUCCACAUAAAUUCUUGAUUAAAUCUCCAAAUGCACCAUCGAAAUUACAAGUAAGAGUCAAGAAUACACCUGUUUGUAUAUCUCCCACAAGAUCCAUCAACAUGAGCAAGAAAUCACCCAAGGUCUCGGCGGCCUCAAAGUUGCGAGGAUCUUUCUCUCCAUCAAGGCUGCGAGGAUCUUUCUCCCCAUCAAGGCUCGCAAACAGAUUAGUCUCUCCAUUGAAGAGCAGAGUGUCAGUGCAAAAAUAUGGUGGAUUAAGGAGUGUAUUGAAACAGAGGCCACCAACUCCAACAAGAUCCACUGAUUGGAGAAUCUAAUUGUCACUUUCCAUC
Messenger RNA from Telopea speciosissima, 1165 nucleotides. Its product is annotated as probable microtubule-binding protein TANGLED. The transcript has 4 exons. Bases 62 to 1150 code for a protein of 362 amino acids. Lineage: Eukaryota; Viridiplantae; Streptophyta; Magnoliopsida; Proteales; Proteaceae. Gene Ontology annotation, biological process: regulation of phragmoplast microtubule organization. Gene Ontology annotation, molecular function: microtubule binding. The record is from RefSeq and is a predicted model, not a curated record.